This is a messenger RNA of Nicotiana attenuata, 1496 nucleotides long. RefSeq names its product ERBB-3 BINDING PROTEIN 1-like. The transcript has 9 exons. NCBI's taxonomy places the organism in Eukaryota, Viridiplantae, Streptophyta, Magnoliopsida, Solanales, Solanaceae. The record is from RefSeq and is a predicted model, not a curated record. Bases 128 to 994 code for a protein of 288 amino acids.
UUACAGUGACCCUUUUCACUAUUUCUAACGUUUCUUUCUUCCCUUUUCUAAUUCCCAUUUUUUUAAAUUUUUUUUUUUUUGUUCUUUCUUUCUUCAGCUUUGUAAAAUUUGACCAAUUUGAUUAAGUAUGUCGGAUGACAAGAGAGAAGAGAAGGAAUUGGAUCUGACAAGUCCAAAAGUUGUUACCAAGUAUAAAAGUGCUGCUGAAAUCCUCAACAAGGCUUUGCUGUUGGUGGUGUCUGAAUGCAAGCCAAAAGCUAAGAUAGUUGAUCUUUGUGAAAAAGGAGAUGCCUUUAUCAAAGAGCAAACAGGGAAUAUUUACAAGAAGAUGAAGAAGAAAAUCGAGAGGGGCGUGGCUUUCCCAACAUGCAUUUCAGUUAACAAUGUCGUCUGCCAUUUUUCUCCACUCUCUAGUGAUGAGACAGUAUUGGAAGAAGGUGAUAUGGUGAAAAUUGAUAUGGGGUGUCAUAUAGAUGGCUUUAUUGCUGUAGUUGCUCAUACGCAUGUGCUCCAGGGAGGACCUGUUACUGGUAGAGCUGCUGAUGUAGUUGCGGCUGCUAAUACAGCGGCUGAAGUUGCUGUGAGGCUUGUGAAACCAGGAAGGAAGAAAUCGGAUGUAACAGAAGCUAUUCAGAAAGUUGCUGCAGCAUAUGACUGCAAGAUCGUUGAGGGUGUUUUGAGCCAUCAAAUGAAGCAGUUUGUGAUUGACGGAAACAAAGUCGUCUUAAGUGUGUCCAAUCCUGAUACCAGAGUAGACGAUGCAGAGUUUGAGGAGAAUGAGGUCUAUUUGGUUAACAUUGUUACAAGCACCGGUGAAGGGAAGCCAAUAUUGUUGGACGAGAAACAAACAACCAUCUACAAGAGAACUGUAGAUAAAAGCUGCAACCUGAAGAUGAAAGCAUCGAGGGUUAUCUUCAGAGAAAUCAGUCAGAAGGUCCCUAUCAUGCCAUUUACAGCAAGGGAUUGGAGGAGAAAAGAGCUCGUGUGGGACUAGUCGAAUGCGUUAACCAUGAACUUUUGCAGCCAUAUCCUGUUCUACAUGAGAAAUCUGGUGAUUUGGUUGCUCACAUAAAAUUCACAGUGCUAUUGAUGCCUAAUGGGCCAGAUAGGAUCACGUCUCAUGCUAUCCAGGAGCUGACACCUGCGAAGACAAUAGACAAUGAGCCUGAAAUCAAGACCUGGCUAGCCUUGCCUGUGAAGACCAAGAAGAAAAAGAAAGAUGAGAAAAUGUUGCUGGAAUAUUAGUUGGUGAGUGAAAUGUUACUGGAUGGAAUCUUAACCUAUGGAAGGACAAUUAAUUGUUGCUGAAUCUUAACAAGUUGAUGGUGCUUGAUUGAUUCAAUUCCAAGAACUAUUUGGUUCUCAUUGUUAUUUGAUCUAGGAUUAAUGAGGUCGUUUUGGAUCUUUCGUGUGGCCUUUUUGCCAUACAAGAUGAGCCUGGACAGUUCUCUGUCCGGAGACUUUUGUCUUGUUAAAUUAUCCAGUGGGGUUUUCAA